AUGCAUGCUGUUAAUGAAGAAGAUGCUGAUGGUGAUGAUGUUGAGAAUGAAGAUGAAGAUGAAGAUGGUGUUGGCAAUGUUGAUGAGCAUGCUGAUAAUGAUGAUGAUGAGGUUGAUGAUGAUGAUGAUGCUGGUUUUGAUCAUGAUGAUCAUUAUGAUUAUGCUGGACUACACCCUGAGGUGCAAAAUACCAUGCACAUUAAUUAUGGGGAUGAGAAUGAUGAAAAUGAGAAUGAAGAGAAUGAGGAUGAAGAGGCUUUGAUUCAAAGGAUUGUGGUUGACGAUAUAGAAAGUCGGGACAUGAUGUUUGAGGUUUCUACAUCGGGGAACCAUGCUCUGAUCAGAGCACUAACACAAUAUGAAGACAGUGUUGCUGAUGAAGAACAACAAAACAAUGAAACUGAGGAGGCAAUGGCUGAUAAAUUGGAUGGGAACAAGUCAAAAUUUGUUAAUGAAAACGCCAAGGAAGUGGAAGAUCAGAGAGAAGAAGGUAAAAAUGAAGGUGAGGUUCAAAAAGAAGUUCAAGGUGAAAAGGGAGUGGAACCAGGAGGUGAAAAUGAAGAAGAAAAGGGGGAGGAGAUGGCUGGAAAACAAAACGCUAUAGAAGUGGAAACAAUUGAUGAAAACGACGAUGAAGUUGAAAAGGAAGGAGAAGGGGAAGGAGAAGGGGAAGGGGAUAUGGCUGGAGAACAAAAUGCCAAACCCUUAACUCCUACACCAACCCCCAUAAAUGAUAAUGAUCAUCAUGAAGAUCAAAGGGACACUGAGGGUGGUGAUGAGAAUACUAUAUUUUUAGAUGAAGAUAUAAAUGAAAAGGAUAUUGAAAAAUGGGAUUGUGAUUUCAAGACACUUGAAUAUCACAUUUCCAUAUAUAAUGGGGGAAAAUAA
Molecule: messenger RNA, 888 nt
Organism: Helianthus annuus (common sunflower)
Lineage: Eukaryota; Viridiplantae; Streptophyta; Magnoliopsida; Asterales; Asteraceae
Exons: 3
Coding region: 1-888 (295 amino acids)
Source: RefSeq, a predicted model, not a curated record